AUGGGGGCCAACUCCACCAUGCUGGGUGACCUUCUGGAGAUCCAGGGCUUCCACAUUGCCCUGCCUUUCAGGUACCCUCUGUUCUUUUCCCUGCUGCUGGUCUACUGCUCCCUGCUCCUCUCCAACGUGGGUGUCCUUCUGGUCAUCUUCAGUGACCGGUCUCUUCACCAGCCCAUGUACCUCCUCUUCUGCAACCUACCCCUCAACGACCUCAUGGGCAACACUGUUCUCCUACCUCGUCUUAUGAUGCACAUUGUGAGUGGAGAGCGCUAUAUUAGCUACCAGCAAUGUGUGGUGCAAGCUUUCCAUAGCCAUACUUUUGGCUCAGCUUCGCAUAUGAUUCUUAUUAUCAUGGCUAUCGACCGCUACAUCGCCAUCUGUCACCCGUUGAGAUACAGCACCAUCAUGACCAGUCGAACAGUCACAGGGCUUUCGGUAGCAGCCUGGGGUAUAUCCUUAGUCCUGGUUUCCAUCCUUAUUGGGUUAACUGUUAGACUCUCACGGUGUAGAAACGUGAUUCAAAAUGCAUACUGUGACAAUGCAUCUUUGUUCAAGCUAUCGUGUGAUGACGUGUCCAUAAAUAACAUCUACGGCCUCUUCUUCACAGUGCUGCUCUUCUGUUGUUCGAUAGGGGGCAUAGGAAUCACUUACAUCCGGAUAGCGCUACUGUGUUGGAUUAAAAAGAAUAAAGAGUUGAACAGACGUGCAGUUCAAACUUGUGCUAGUCACCUGGUGCUGUACCUUAUUAUGAUGUGUACGGAUUUUCUGACGAUCAUUCUGCAUAGGUUUCCAGAAUACCCAUACUUGAGACAAAUAGCAUAUGUAUUGUUCCAUGUAGUUCCUGCAAGUCUGAAUCCUGUCAUAUAUGGACUACAGACCAAAUCAUUACGAGAUAAAAUUAUGUAUUAUGUACGAAGAAAAGUAUUGCCGAACUAG
This is a messenger RNA of Periophthalmus magnuspinnatus, 936 nucleotides long. Its product is annotated as olfactory receptor 52J3-like. The transcript has a single exon. The record is from RefSeq and is a predicted model, not a curated record. Gene Ontology annotation, molecular function: olfactory receptor activity; G protein-coupled receptor activity. Gene Ontology annotation, biological process: G protein-coupled receptor signaling pathway. Lineage: Eukaryota; Metazoa; Chordata; Actinopteri; Gobiiformes; Gobiidae. The coding region runs from base 1 to 936 and encodes 311 amino acids. Gene Ontology annotation, cellular component: membrane.